AUGUCUCCUGAAGAAGAAACCUUCAAGCUUGCGCGCCAAAUCCAUAACUAUUCACAAAGUCCUGAAGCUAAAAAUGCCAAUUUGGUCACAAAAGAGGAUAAGAACUUAAUUGCUGAAUUAAAGCCAUUCGAGAAGGAAAAAACUCGCAACGAAAGAGCAUGGCUGGCCCACUGGAAUAAGAGUGCCGCAACCUUUCAAAAAGAUCUUGCAAGGUGGCGGUUGUCCGCUCAUAAGCAUGUUUCACAAACGCAAACAUCGUCACAUGCAGAAGGUUCAUCAUCCCAACACCCCCAAAACCAAGGCUUGUCAGCUCCUGGGCCCUCUGCGCCAAAACCUUUACUAGAAAUAGAUACUCCUAGUGCUGAACAAGCAGUUGAGGGCCAAGGAGGAAUUGUACAACAAGGUUUGAACCUUCUGAACAGGACUUUAGGCCGGUCACCUCACUCAGAAGGGACAAUGCUUCAUGAGAAUUUGGAAAGGACGGACCAAAACCCUGGAAUACCAUCAAGUAAUGCUUCUGCCUUUCCAGAAGAGAACAGGCAAGAAGCAUCAGUGCAAAUGACCGCACCGACCCAGUCUCAACAACAAGCCGCUAAGCAAAGCCCCAGGCUAAACCAAAAUAUUUUAGGCAAUCCUCCUGUUCCUCCUCCUCCUCCUCCUCCUGUUCCUCCUAUUCCUUCUUUAAGUAACCCUACCCCUCCUCCUCCUGUUCCUCCUUUAAGUAACCCUGCCUCUCCUCCUCCUGUUCUUCCUUUAAGUAACCCUGCCCCUCCUCCUCCUGUUCUUCCUUUAAGUAACCCUGCCCCUCCUCCUCCUGUUCUUCCUUUAAGUAACCCUGCCCCUCCUCCUCCUGUUCUUCCUUUAAGUAACCCUGCCCCUCCUCCUCCUGUUCUUCCUUUAAGUAACCCUGCCCCUCCUCCUCCUGUUCCUCCUUCAGGCAAUUCCCCUGUUCCCUCAGAAGAGAACAGGCAAGAUCAAGACCCUUCAAACAUAUCUCAACAAGCCGAGGAGCAUAACACUGUUCAACCGCAGGAGCCACUAGUACAAGAGAGCAGACAGGAGAUCUUAAACCAACUACCCUCAGUUCAAGGCCCUCUACAGAAUUCCCCACAGACACAUGAACCCUUACAGGUACCGGAACCGGAACAAGAUGAGCUUAGACAACGGCAACGGGAAGAACUUCAAGAAUCACAGUGGCAAGAACAAGUACGCAAGAUACGGGAACAAGAGGCCGCAGCAAAGAGAUUUGCGGAAUCAAGACUUGAAGAAAUUCGUCAGGAAGAAUUAAAUAGACUUCAAAACGAAUCAGACAGUUACGACAGGAGACAUCUAUUAGACCCCCCCCCUCAGGAUGAACCAAGGAAUCCAGAUAUACUAGCUCAAUCUGGACCAUCAACUCAAGAAUCUUCUGUCGAUCCACUCUCAGUCCUGAGCCAAGGACCAUCACAGAGUCAACAAAUUGAUCUUAAGCCAGAGCACAUCUUAUUGAUAUUACAAGGGUUGACCUCUAGACUAGAGGCUGCUGUAUUCAAGGGUGGGCAGGACGUCGAUGCAGUCUUAGCGGACUAUAAAAGAUUUCGCCACAACCGUCAAGGAUACACUGCUAUUGCAGGGGGAGACUCUCUGAUAUGGCCACAAUGCGAAGAGUUGUUGAAAAAGGCAAGAUCAGAUUAUCGUUGGAUACGCCACCAGCAAAGUUUGACAAGCCGCCGUAUGGGAAAUCCUGAUGAGGAUGACGAUGAUGAUGAUGACGAUGACGUUGACGAUGAAGACGACAAUGAUGACGGUGACGAUGGCGAUGACAACGCUAAUCGGAGGCAAGAUAAGGGCAAAGGAAUAGACAGAGAUGACAAUCACAUGGACAACUAUUAUUGCCACAACCCUUCGGCUUUUGACCCGAGUAAAUGGGAGAAUAACUACAAAAUAGGCAAAGGCGAGAGUAUGAGAAGGCCUUUGUGCCUACGUCGUGCAGGGAACGACAAAGAACCCAUACCGUCAUUUACAAAGUCGAACUGGCUUUGGCACGAAAUCCUCGACGUGGACCAGCAAGGAUCAGAGAACAAGGUCUGGGCGUUAUUCAGAGGCGUGACUGCUCGCAACUCUUACAUCUUUGCAUAUCCAGGAUCUUCAGGGGCAAGGGUCCGGAUCCUUCCCAAGGCGGUUUUCCCAGAAGUCGAAAGCAAGUUCACACUUCGCAACCCAAUUAACAAGUACAGAAUCACGUACGGGACCUUGAACAUUAUAUAUCAGCGAGAUAUAGUAGCGCAUAAUCCAUUGGAAAUCGCUUACCAAGUGGGCUUACAAACUCGAAAAGACGGCGACAUGCUUUUUAUGUGGCCCGAUUCGAUCGAUGGAGAGCAAAGAGAGCUUUGGUACACCAAAUCCACCGUUUAUAAGGCUUGUAACAAAACUCGUGUAGACAGCUGGAUGGAAGUCAGUGCAGAAAGGCCAAUUGGGAACAUUGCCUUUCCACUGGAGAUACCAAACAUCAUAGAUACAAGAAAGUGUCGGGAACGAACAGCUUCAGCUGAAGCAAACCAAGAAGGGCCUGAGCAACUAUGUCACAUAAAACCAUUCGGGAAGGAAGCUCUCAGCUACAAGGAAGCCAUCUACCAACAGAACGCUCUCAACAAGAAACCUUCCAACAAGAAGCCGUCCAGCCACAAGAAAGACUGCCACCACAAGAAACAUUUCUACCGCCACAAGAAAGCCACCCACAAGGAAGCUAUCAACAAGGAGUCUAUGUGCUACCACAAGAAAGCUACCAACUAG
Fusarium verticillioides 7600 is the source of this 2772-nucleotide messenger RNA. RefSeq lists its product as hypothetical. The record is from RefSeq and is a predicted model, not a curated record. Lineage: Eukaryota; Fungi; Ascomycota; Sordariomycetes; Hypocreales; Nectriaceae. The coding region runs from base 1 to 2772 and encodes 923 amino acids. The transcript is spliced from 2 exons.